AUGGCGACAACUUUUGUUGAACAAUUGGCUAUUCAAGGAACACGCGUCAUCGCACCGAUAAUCAUUUUCCUUGGUACAGUAAGUAAUAUUUUAAAUAUUAUCAUUUUAACCAGACAGUGUUUGAAUUUACACGCUUGUUCAUUCUACUUUCGUCUUAUGGCACUCAUUAAUUUGUUUUAUUGUAUAUUUCUUCUCACAAAUAAUCUUCUCGCCGAUGGAUAUUAUCUGAAUUUGAGUACCUCCUCUGAAUUCUUCUGUAAAUUCAAUAGUUAUUUACUCAAUCUAUGUCCAAAUAUAUCUGUAUAUUUAAUCGUCCUUGCAUCAAUUGACCGAUUUGCUGUUAGUUCAAUUCAUGCUAAUAUCCGUCGAUUCAGUGAUAUUCGAGUAGCACGGUGGGCUGCGAUUGUCAUCACUCUGAUCUUAGCAGGUUUACUCUCAAGUGCCUUCGCAGUAUUCAGCAUCUCAACAGACGGACUACCCAUAUGUACAAUAGCAGCGAAUCAAUUCUUUGGUCAUGUUUUCUUGAUCAUAAACGUGAUUUCAUAUGUCAUCAUAGCACCAACAUGCAUGCUAUCUUUUGGUUUACUUACCAUUCAUAAUGCAAAUAAAGUGCGUUUAAUAUCUAAUCGAUUGACGAAUUUUCAUCGAACUGAAAGACAACUGACGCGCAUGCUUUUACUACAAGUUGGUAUUCAUAUCAUUCUAACUCUCCCAUUUUGUGUCGUGUUUCUAAUCAUGGUAUUAUCAAUAUCAUUUCAUUUUUCAUUUGAUUUCUAUUUUGUUUUUGUCAUAUGCAAAUUACCAUUUUAUUUCUCGUUUACAACUGGAUUCUUCUCUUAUAUUCUUUCUGCUCAAGUUUACCGACAAGAAUUUCUUCGAUUGCUGAACAAAUUCCAUCUAGAUCGACGCAUUUUACCCACAAAUGCACCCACUAAUCCAAAUCUCAAUUCCAGUUUGCGCAACAGGACAAUAAACAUCAACUGUCAAAGAAAGCCAAACUAG
Molecule: messenger RNA, 1002 nt
Organism: Adineta ricciae
Lineage: Eukaryota; Metazoa; Rotifera; Eurotatoria; Adinetida; Adinetidae
Source: the annotation of a GenBank genome assembly